AUGUUUUGCUCCACUAAUUAUGGUUUAGUUGCUAAUGAAUGGUUUACUUGUAUAGGUGGUGCUUUGGCUUGUUGCUCAGAAUCUGUAGGCAGGCCUGGCACUCGACCAGGAUCUGAAUUCCUGGGAGAACUUGUGGACCCAUCAUAUGUGCCAUAUUUACAGAGCACUUCUAGUCCAGCUCCAAUUUCUGGAAACCUUAAUGAUCCUUCUGUUGGAAAGGGUUUUUUUGGUACUUCUGACGUAGACUUACUUGGGUAUCAAAAAGCAUAUCUUGAAAAAAUUCUUGAGCAGCAGAAAUUGCAGUAUGGUGGGUUAAGCAAAGUUGGUCUGAAUAAUGGCUUAUAUGGACCUGCUGCUUUGGGAGUUGGUAUGCCGUAUCCCUUAACUCCCGUGUCUGGUGCUUUUCUUUCUUCUAUGGGCUCUGGAAAUCAUUUAAGGCUGAGUGGUCGAUUAUCACGCUUCCCCACCAUGCUGCGAAGCGCAAUUGGGGCAUCCAAAGGAUCAUGGGACCGUGAGAAUGGUAUCAUGGAGGAAGAAUUUACAUCAUCUUUACUGGCAGAAUUCAAAAACAACAAAACCAGAUCAUUUGAACUUUCAGACAUAGUAGAUCAUGUAGUUGAGUUCAGUGCUGAUCAAUAUGGAAGCCGUUUUAUUCAGCAAAAACUAGAAAUGGCCACAGUUGAAGAAAAAAACAAAAUAUUUCCAGAGAUCCUUCCUCAUGCACGUGCCUUGAUGACAGACGUAUUUGGAAAUUAUGUCAUACAAAAAUUUUUUGAACAUGGUACAGAGAGCCAGAGAAAUCAGCUUGCCAGUAGACUUUUGGGUCAUGUUUUGCCUCUCAGUCUGCAAAUGUAUGGAUGCAGAGUAAUUCAGAAGGCUUUGGAAGUGGUUGAUGUGAAACAACAGACACAGUUGGUCUCUGAACUUGAUGGUUCAGUCAUGAAAUGUGUCCGUGAUCAGAACGGGAACCAUGUAAUACAGAAGUGCAUUGAGUGCGUUCCGCAAGAAAACAUUAAGUUUAUCAUAUCCGCCUGUUAUGGACAAGUUGUGGCACUUUCUACUCAUCCAUAUGGUUGCAGAGUUAUUCAGAGGAUUCUUGAGCACUGUGAUGAUGCAAAAACACAAUGCAUUAUGAUGAAUGAGAUCCUGCAGUCUAUUUGCACCCUAGCAAAAGAUCAGUACGGAAACUAUGUUGUUCAGGCAAUGAUGAAGGAUCAGUUUGGAAACUAUGUAGUACAGAAGGUUCUGGAGACCUGUGAUGAUCGCAACCGAGAACUCAUAUUGUCACGCAUAAAAGUCCACUUGAAUACGCUUAAGAGGUAUACCUAUGGGAAGCAUAUUGUUGCACGUGUUGAGAAGUUGAUUGCAGCUGGAGAAAGAAGGAUCGGCAUGGCUUCUAGUUAUUGAUCAAGAAGUCAAGAAUUUGUGAAAAUAAUAUUGUAUAUAUUGAUGAGGUCAGUCCACCAGCUUGCAACAGGAGUUUUUGUAUCAGCAGAAAUGACAAAAUCAAAACCAAUAUGGCCUUCUUGAGCUGUAAAUAUAUGUCAGGCCUUCUGUAACAAAUUGUUAUUCCCAUAUUUUCCAUGUAUAUAUUAAGCCUAAGUUGUAAUCAAUCAGUUUUAAUAUCAAACUAAUAGCAGAGUUAAGGAAAGUGAACAGUAGAUGUUUGACCUACAGGUUUUUCUGAACUGUAUAGUUAAGCAGAUUGUAACAAAGAGAUUGUACAAGUUUGCAGGUAUUCUUCAUGCAAAUUACAGUUCUGCAUCACCUGACAUU
Dendrobium catenatum is the source of this 1776-nucleotide messenger RNA. Its product is annotated as pumilio homolog 1-like. The transcript is spliced from 7 exons. Gene Ontology annotation, cellular component: cytoplasm. The coding region runs from base 1 to 1407 and encodes 468 amino acids. Gene Ontology annotation, molecular function: mRNA binding. The record is from RefSeq and is a predicted model, not a curated record. NCBI's taxonomy places the organism in Eukaryota, Viridiplantae, Streptophyta, Magnoliopsida, Asparagales, Orchidaceae. Gene Ontology annotation, biological process: post-transcriptional regulation of gene expression.